Molecule: messenger RNA, 492 nt
Organism: Camellia sinensis
Lineage: Eukaryota; Viridiplantae; Streptophyta; Magnoliopsida; Ericales; Theaceae
Source: RefSeq, a predicted model, not a curated record
AUGGGAAAUUCCAAAUCCACGGGUUAUAAAUUUUCAUCUAACAACCUUUCAGGGAUUAUUCCAAGCUUUAUUGGACAUUUAUCUGGACUGUAUUGGUUACAGUUGAAUAACAAUAGUCUUUAUGGAGAGCUUCCUUUGGGUUUGAGAAAUUGCACACAUUUAUUAGUUUUGGAUCUUGGUGAGAAUGGUUUCUUUGGAAACAUACCUGAAUGGAUUGGAGAAUUAGAAUCCUUGAGAAUUCUGAGAUUGCACAGCAAUAUGUUCAAUGACAUGAUUCCUUCACAGUUAUGCCAACUGUUAGGCACAAUUCCAGAGAGCAUGCCAAAUUUGAGUUUUAUGGGCCACUUGAACUUAUCAUACAAUAACCUCUCAGGACGCAUUCCAACAAGAAAUCAGCUUAAAACUCUUGAUGACCCUUCUAUUUGCGUUGGCAAUAGUGAACUUUGUGGAGCUUUUAUACCAAAGAAAUGCUCUAUUGACAGACAUUCUUAA